Messenger RNA from Liolophura sinensis, 3687 nucleotides. RefSeq names its product transcription factor CP2-like. Bases 387 to 1949 code for a protein of 520 amino acids. The record is from RefSeq and is a predicted model, not a curated record. Gene Ontology annotation, molecular function: RNA polymerase II cis-regulatory region sequence-specific DNA binding; DNA-binding transcription activator activity, RNA polymerase II-specific. NCBI's taxonomy places the organism in Eukaryota, Metazoa, Mollusca, Polyplacophora, Chitonida, Chitonidae. The transcript has 18 exons. Gene Ontology annotation, biological process: regulation of transcription by RNA polymerase II. Gene Ontology annotation, cellular component: nucleus.
UCACGAGCUCUGUAGCUGUCUCACAGUUCACAGAGUCGCUAAAGUCUCAUCAGAAUCUGAUUUUUUGCUGGUGUGUGCAUUGGAGAGGUUGUUACAGAGAAGCUAUCCGCAAGACAGUUGAAAGACACGCCCUGAUUUACAGUCGUGCAGACUUGUACAUGUGUGGAGUACUUGAUUGGCAGAUAUAAAGAUUGGCAGAUGCGGAGCACCAGUUUAAUUGUGUCUGUGAACCUCAGGAUCCUUUAAUACAGAAAACGACACGUGUGGUUUAGACAGCCAAGUCAUAGAACGGUUCCAUCGUGGCUCUUAAACCGUUCUACAACCGUCAGAACCCAGGUCCUGUCAGCUGGUCUGAUAGUGAUCCAGGGUCUGGAAAGCGCACUAAGAUGUCUCAUCUGGCGGGAACAAGCAACACUAGCUCUUCUCUCUCCUCCGUUCUUAGCUCUACGGCCUCCACCUGCACCAUCUCUGCGUGGGACAUUGAUGGAGGGCUUGCUGCUGACUUUGAUGGCUCUCUCUCUGGCCUUGGCUCAGAGCUUGGCACCAGUAGUUACAACAUGAGUGAAGCCCUAUUGGCUUUACCAGUUUUUAAACAAGAGAAUCUUGAAAACGGGUUCCAGUAUGUGCUGGGAGCAGCCACCUCUCCAGCUGUCAAACUCAACGAGGAAACCUUAACCUACCUAAACCAAGGACAGUCAUAUGAAAUAAAGGUGAAGAAGCUAGGAGAUCUUUCAGACUUCCAGGGAAAGCUGCUACGGAGUGUUAUAAAGAUCCUGUUUCAUGAAAGAAGAUUACAAUAUAUGGAAAAAGAGCAGUUGGACUUCUGGAAACAGAUUCGUCCUGGUGAACGAAUUCUUGAUCUUGAUGUUCCUCUUUCUUAUGGAUUAAUAGAUGCCAGGAAUGACAGUAAUGCCUUAAACUCUGCUGAAUUUGUUUGGGACCCCACAAAAGAGAGUGGAGUGUAUAUAAAAGUGAACUGUAUCAGUACAGAAUUUACAGCCAAAAAACAUGGCGGUGAAAAAGGAGUUCCAUUUCGACUGCAAAUUGAAACAUUUUUACAUGGAGAUAGCUCAAAACUUCAGCAUUGUGCUUCCUGUCAGCUAAAAGUUUUUAAGCCUAAAGGAGCUGACCGAAAACAUAAAACUGACCGUGAAAAAAUGGAGAAGAGAUCAGAGUCUGAAAAGGAAAAAUACCAGCCCUCAUACGAGUGUACAGUUUUAACAGAGAUGUCUCCUGAGCAAUUUUACCAGCCGGCCACACCUACAAACUCCGUCUCCAGUAGUGGUAGCUUCUCAUCUCUCAGUAAACAGCCUGGCUCAUUUUCAAGUACAGAGAUGGAUGACGGUUCUACUAAUGGUACCAGUACGCUGUUGCCAUCACCAGUCUGCUCCACCCCCUCGCCAUCACCUAGUCUUUCUGUACGAUCUCCUGCCCACAUAGAUGUGGUCAGUCCACCGCCAUCACGGACAGGGCCGUUACCAUUAUGUGCUUCUGCCCCUGAGGUAAUUCAGUGGCUGCAGCAGAACCGUUUUGCGAGUUUUACCCGGGUGUUUCAAAACUUUUCAGGUGCUGAUUUAUUACGGCUAAACAGAGAUGAUCUUAUUCAGAUUUGUGGUUUAGCAGAUGGCAUCCGGCUCUUUAAUGCUCUACAGCACAAAUCGGUGCGGCCUAGACUGACAAUCUAUGUAAGCCAAGAGUCAGAAGUUGUGUACCAUGCAAUAUACCUGGAGAGUUUACAGAGCAGAGAGUUGAUUCUGAAGCUGGCUCAGCUCUACAAUAUCCGUCCAGAGCACAUUCUUGACAUCUAUAUACAGGGACCCUCAGGAAUACAUAUACUUGUCACAGACGAUGUUGUUGUAAAUAUUCAGGAUGAAUCCAGACUGGUAGUUGAAGGUUUGAAAGAUGAAUCAAAUGACCAUUACCGCCUUCUGUUGAAAGCAGUUGAAUAGCAGCAUGGAAUGUAGCAUUCGGCCGAGGUACCCAUGGGGGAACAUAAACAUGGUGUACUGCACCAAACAUGCUAUAUUUGUGUGCUAUAAUUGUGUACUGUGUACACUCACAGGUGAUUUUAGUCAUGGGGUUGGUGAAAAUGUGAAUCAUGGACUUACAUGCAAUGUAACAUGUGAAAUAGUGAAAUUUCCUCUAUAUUCAAAGCAACACUCUGUUUACUGUGUGUUGAAAACGUUGGUCUCAACAAGACCAAUAAUUAUUUUAUGAAAGAACCUCCCUGUGUAAAUGUUAGAGGUCAUUUUCAGCCAUCUUGUUUUCUUAUGUCUUACUAUAGGGCAAUCAGAUUUUGUUAAUUAUCAAUUUUCUGAAUCAGAAGAAGAGCUCUGGGAACUUAUUUCAUGUUUUAAGCGUGAAUGGGCCACAUUGCUCACAUUGUCGACGAGGUAUCAGUCUUUUUUCCUAAAGUUUUUCUCAAAACUUGCAGUCAUGAGGCAUUUAGAGGCAACUAUUGUUGAGCCUAUACUUUCCUUUGGCUUAGAUAAUCUUGAUUAUUGAACUCGUUGUGAGUUAAGAUGGAUAGACUGAGAAGUCUUACACAUCAUGGAAAAUGGUCAAGUUGUUCUAUGCCAUAACGGCUCUAUUAUUAAAACUGUAGCAUCCAGUAUGACAAGGGUAGAUCAGUGUGGAUUCUUUAUUAGAAUGUGUACCAUGAUGCCAUCCAGCAUCAAACACUAAAUGGCCGUAAGAUUUUAACUUUAUGAAGUUUAAGAAGUUGUAUCAUACGAAGUCACAGUGCAUUCAUGUAAGCUUUGCAUGGUGCAUUGACACCUUAUUUUUUCUGUUGUUUCUUUGAUGAGUUACUAGAUUAUAAGGUGUGCCAUAGUAGUUAGUAGUUAGCUUGAUUAGCUUCACAUUGUUUUGAUACAGAGCAUUCGUUACUGCUGUUAGUCAGUGAUUGAUUCUAUGCACCCUGGUCCAAAUACUUUGAACUACUGACAAUGACAUGUGGUUUUGAUACACUGAACACAAAUCUUUUAGAGAAUUUCAACUAUAAACAAACCUUACAUUUGGUAAUUUAUUCCUUGGUUUAAGGGUUAUAAAUAAGCGCAUGUACUCAAUGUGAACGGAAUAGUUACAUUGAUUUAGGUUUUCAGGAAGUUAUAUUGUUGUACUUUGAUUGUUUUUGUUAGGCUAUUGUAAUAACUACAUGCGUUUACGUGUGAUGUGCUUAGUUGACCAAGUAUAUGUAUGUAUGUAUGUGUAUGUGAUGAUGCAGCUUUCGCACAGUCCUUGAAACUCAUUGAAUUUCCUGGAAAAAUGAAACUCUUGGAAAAUUCCGAUUUUGGGUGGAUUGAAACGUCUGUCAUAUACAUCAUUCUUCAUCAAAACGUGAGAAAACUGAAUACCUAAAGCUAAUUUUUCUAAAACAAAUUAAAAACUUUGCUGCAACAUUACACAUGGCCCAAUUUCCGUUACCUAGCCACUGCACAUCCAUACGUGUUAUUUGGGAUCUUAACAAUUAACUCGGUUAUUAUGUAUACAAACAGAGAUGGUGCCUAGGCUUGCAUCAUUAUCCUAGUAGCAUGUAGUGUUUUUCUUAUUGACUUAAAACAAAACCAGGUCAACACAGAGUUAAUCUAAGUAUGUGGAGGUGAUAUCCUAGAGGGGGCAGUGUGUAGUUAUCCCCACAUUAUGCAUGCUUGGUCAGUCAGUGGCAAGAUUUGGCUGUGUCAUGUA